Messenger RNA from Lactuca saligna, 2337 nucleotides. The record is from the annotation of a GenBank genome assembly. NCBI's taxonomy places the organism in Eukaryota, Viridiplantae, Streptophyta, Magnoliopsida, Asterales, Asteraceae.
AUGAGGUUUAAGGAGUUCAUCUUACAGCUUCAAAAAUUAACGACGGAAAGGUGCACUGAUGUAUAUUAUUGUCUUCAAAAUCGGUCUGUGGUAGAUGGAUUGAGAGAACUAAGAGAUGAUAAUGACUAUGUAAGGUUUCUUGAUGCUGGGUAUGCCAAUGAUUGUAAAAUCAAUGUGUUCAUUGAUGAAUAUCAAGAGCCAGACAUGGAGUUGAUUGACGAAGAAAAAGCUGAAGAAGGGGACACAGAAAGUGAUGAAUAUAAGGAUGACGUAGACUCAGUCAUGUCAGAUGAUAUAUCAGUGGACCAUGAACUUGAUGAUGAAGUUAUUCCAUUAAAGAAAUCUACAUAUCCGUUUUUGGCCCACACAAAUGUUAUUCCAAAGGGAGGGGUUAAUGAUGAAGACAGUGGCAACACAUAUGAAGUUUACUUUCCUGUUCAUGAUCCUAACCAACAAUGGGACUCAAUGAAACCUGUCUUAGGUAUGAAAUUUUGUGAUCCUUAUGAACUUAAGCAAAUGAUUACCAAUUAUGCUGUUGCUAAUGGUUACAAUUUGUGGUAUGAAAAAAAUGAUGCAAGUAGAUUAUUAGUUAGGUGUAGUAAAGUUGAAGGAAAGACAUGCUGCCCUUUUAGAUUGUGGGCUACUUGGAUGAGCCAAGAAAAUUCAUUCCAAAUCAAGUCACUGAUUGAUGAACAUAAUUGUUGUAGAGCAGUAAAUAUGGGGCCAAUUGUCACAUUUAGGUGGAUUGGAAAAAUGUUAAUUCGUGACAUAUUGGAACAACCCAAGCUUAGUUACAGGAAAAUGAAAGCGUUGGUGAAGACUAAUUUUGGUCUUAAUGUGAGUGUAGGACAACGUAGAAAUGCUAGAAUGUUUGCAUUGGAUGAAAUUGAGGGAAGUUUGGUGGGACAUUAUGAAAAGCUAUGGAACUAUGGUGCUGAGUUGUUGAGGGCUAAUCCGGGUUCAACCGUCCAAAUAGAUGUAGAUAUUAUGCCUAAUUCUACAGUAUACUUUUCGAAGAUGUAUGUUUGCUUGAAGGGUGUCAAAGAUGGCUGGAUUGAAGGGUGUAGGAAGGUGAUUGCUAUUGAUGGAUGUUUUCUAAAGGGUAUUUGUAGAAGUGAGGUAUUAGCAGCUGUUGGUAGGGACUCCAACAAUCAAAUAUAUCCUCUGGCAUGGGCUGUAGUUGCAGUUGAAAACAAGCAAACUUGGAAGUGGUUCUUAGAUCUACUACUUGAUGACAUUGAGAUGGGAGAUGGGACAGGGCUAACAAUCAUUUCUAACCAGCAUAAAGGUCUAGUUGAGACUGUAAAGGAUAGAGCACCAGGAAGUGAGCAUAGGCAAUGUGCUAGGCACAUCUAUGCCAACUUUAAGAAAAAGUUUACGAGUGUUGAGUUUAAGAGGCUUUUUUGGAUUGCUGUGAAGUCUACAACACAAAAAACAUUUGAAGCUACAAUGAUGGAAAUUAGGCAACUUAGCAUAAAUGCUUAUGACCACUUGAUGGAAAGAGAUCCAAGCACAUGGUGUAGGGCAUUUUUUUUGGAAGAUAGGUGUUGUGAUGUCGUAGAUAAUGGCAUAUCAGAAUUCUUCAAUUCUGCAAUUGUAGAGGCAAGGAAAAAACCGAUAAUAACUAUGCUUGAAGAAAUUAGAGUCUAUGUCAUGGAGAGAAUUUUCAAUCAAAAGAAGAAGGGAGAAAAAUGGAACUUGCCAAUCUGUCCCUCCAUCAGAAGGAGGAUUGAGAAUUUGUAUUGGGAAGUUACUCCAAGUGGUCCACAACAAUAUGAGGUCAGAUUAUUGCAUGAAGGACAUGGAGUUGACUUGAACAAUAGAACUUGUGCAUGUAGAUCCUGGCAGAUUAGUGGGAUACCGUGUUUGCAUGCCAUUGAAGCAAUAUUGUUUUUGAAUGGGAAUGUAGAAGACUAUGUUUCAGUUUGGUUAACAACAUGCAUGUUUGGAAGUUGCUAUAGAUAUACAAUAAAUCCAAUUAAUGGUGUUGAUUUAUGGCCAACUGUAGUUGCUAAUACCGUCUUGCCACCAAGACAUAGAAGGCUGCCUGGGAGACCAAAGGUGAACAGGAAGAAAUGUCCUACGGAAAAAGAAGGAAGGCAUAUUGUUAGUAAGAAGGGAGGGAUUCCAAAAUGUGGUCACUUUACACAUGAAGUACCAGCAUACGCGUUUGUGGCAGAUGAAGUAGAAGACCAUGAGGAGGAGUAUGUAGCGGAUGACGUAGAAGACCAGGAGGAGGAGUAUGUGGCAGAUGAAGUUGAAGACCAUGAGGAGGGUUAUGUCGCAGAUCAACCUGUUGUUGAUGUGGGGGGAAGCAGGGAAAGAUUAGCAGUGUGA